AUGGCAACUACAUACAAGAUAAAGAUAGCAGCACGUCUACGACCACCGAUCCCCGGAGAGCUUGUCGACGACGGUGUCCAGGUUGAACGUCGCGACGACGGCACUUCUUGUGUCUCCGUUCCCAACCCCCGAGACCUCACUCAAAUCUUCAAGUUUCCGAUUACUUCGUGUUACGACCCUGCAGCUACUCAAAGGGAGAUAUUCGAGAAUGAAGUGCGUCCUAUAAUUGACAUCGUUUACAACGGAGUGACGGUAACUGUAUUCGCGUACGGUGUCACGUCCUCAGGCAAGACUCAUACCAUGCAAGGGAGCAAGGCGGAGCCUGGCAUCAUACCCAGAGCGGUAGAGGCGUUGUUUCACAAGCAAUCCGGUCUGAGGCGUUAUCGUUCUGAACUCUCCGUGUCCUACAUGGAGAUCUACAAGGAUGAAGUCUACGACCUUCUGGUGAACAGAGAGAAUGCCCCUAAGCUUCCCGUUCGAGAGAAUGAUCGGGGGCAGGUUUUCGUCGCCAACCUGACAGCUAUCCCUAUGGACUCCGUUGCUGACUUUGAGAAGAUCUACUCUCAAGCGUCGAAAAAUCGUUCGGUGGCAUCGACCAACCUCAAUCGUGCUUCGUCGCGAUCCCAUGCGAUCCUCACUGUAACGGUUACCUUAACAGACCCAGCGGAAAAUAAAACUCUAUCCGGCAAGCUAAACCUCGUCGACUUGGCUGGCUCUGAGAACAACAAGAUGACGGGAAACGACCCGUCACGGAUGGCUGAGUCUGCAGCCAUUAAUAAGUCACUGAGCACCCUUGGGCAGGUUGUCCAUGCCCUGAACAAAGGACAUAGCCGCAUUCCCUACCGGAACUCCAAACUGACUCGCCUAUUACAAGACGCGUUAGGCGGCAGCUCAGUUGGUCUACUUAUCUGUAACUUGGCCCCCGGCACCAAGUUUAGACAGGACACGCUUAACACGCUUAACUUCGCUGUUCACACAAAGAAUAUUGAGAACAAACCUGUAGUAAACGAGAAAGACAACAGACCAGUGCCCAAACCACAUUUUGCCGCGCUUCCAGCACCUCCACCCAAGCUUGCGGCCGCAAUGUUGCCAAUCUCUUCCAGCUCUUCGCACGGUGGGCGACCGUCUCUCGUUUCCGCACCUGCAAGCCGCCCAAGCUCCUCGAGCUCAAAUGUAUCCUCUCGGGUGCCUCGACCAUCUGUCGGUGGUUUCGGCACGGCCAGCCGGCUGAGCCAGCUAAUGCAUCCGCCCGCACCUUCCGCGCCGAAAACGGUCACUCUCACAGACAAGGAAAUUGACGAGCGGAUCGCCCGAGCUGUCGAGGCGGAAGUUGCCCGACGUCUCGCGGAGCAUGCUAACGAGCGGGCUCGUGAAGAAGCGACCCGCCGAGAGGAAGAGGUUGCGGUACGCCUUGCAGAGGAGCUUGCGAAACGCGAAGCGAAGCGAAAGGGUAAGGCCCCUGAACAACACCAGGAGAGUCUUCCGUUGAAUACACUCACCCCUCUUAUGCACCGGCAUGAGGAUGCUAAUGGUGAUGAGCUGAAGAAGAGACUUGAGGAACUUGAGCAGAAGUUCGAGCACAGUAGUAGAGAGGUCCAGAUGGUGGACGUACUGUCACCUGUUUCUAGGAAACGCACUGGGCGAGCGUACGUCUCGCUCGCUCGGUCACAUUCCGAGAAGGGAAACUUGCAGCUCGCUCUUGAACUCUACCGCAAAGCGGAGACAUACGUGCCGGAUAACAUCAAGCUCAAAGAGAGGAUCAUUGAGGUUGAACGGGCCAUUGAAAGCGGCCGACCAUUUGAGCCCUCACCAAAGCGAUCCAAGAAGGGCAAAGUGCACAAGACCAAGACCAGCAGCCAUAGCAGCCAAACAUCAAUCACAAGCAAUGGGUCCGCGCGGCCGAGCCUCAAGGGUGAGAGCACCCACACCAGCUUGCAUGAUGCGUAUGCGACCGUCGAUGAUCCGUCAACCUCUUCGCGACAGGAAGCAGCAGUGUCCUCGGGCUCGUCUUCAAUCCCUCUGGCGCCGCCUUCACCACCGCAACCAGCGGGAUCAAACUCCCCAGCACUGCCGCCGUCGCCGGCGAGAGCGACGCGACCGAUACCAGCGGCAGCGAUAUCGAUUCAAUACAGUCGAUACCAGAAGACGACAGCGGGCUCGACAGCGACGAGUGCUUCUGAGGUGGAGGGCAAGGAGAAUGUCCGGCUCGACACUUUGCCUGACGCAGAGGCUGAGGGACUCCUACAUGUCGGUAGCCCACCGAAACGGCAGAUCGACGAGAUGCAGGGUGAUGUCCUCGAGACGCCCCCAAGGCACAAGAAGGUGGCGAAGGUCGCGCCCGAUGACGACGAAGAGGGAGCGGAAAGUGGCGCCUGGGAGCAGUGGCAGCUGUUUGAGCCAGGCAAAAGGCGGUAA
Phanerochaete carnosa HHB-10118-sp is the source of this 2415-nucleotide messenger RNA. RefSeq lists its product as uncharacterized. Gene Ontology annotation, molecular function: microtubule motor activity; microtubule binding; ATP binding. The record is from RefSeq and is a predicted model, not a curated record. Bases 1 to 2415 code for a protein of 804 amino acids. NCBI's taxonomy places the organism in Eukaryota, Fungi, Basidiomycota, Agaricomycetes, Polyporales, Phanerochaetaceae. The transcript has 15 exons. Gene Ontology annotation, biological process: mitotic spindle organization; microtubule-based movement.